AUGACGAAUCAAGAAAAUGGUAUUGAUGGCCUUGUCACAAAUGGAGUUGCAGGUGGAUCAACAGAUCCCACAUUGCCAACUAGAUCAUUUCCUACUCAGAACACAUCUGAUCAAGAAGCAUCUCAAUCUGCUACAAAUUUGGAUCAAAGUCAUCCAUUAUAUCUGCCAUCUACUGAUAUCAGUGGUGUUCCUCUAAUCUCUCUUCAUCUCACAGGUACUGAGAGUUACUCUCUUUGGAGUAGAUCAAUGCGCUUAGCUUUGCUAGGUAGAAAUAAAAUGGGACUAGUAGAUGGAACUUGGAAAAAAGAGAUGUUUAGAGAGGAAUAUUGGCCUCAAUGGGAAAGGGUAAAUGCUAUUGUUCUUUCUUGGAUUAUAAACGUUGUUGAUAGUAAUCUUUUGAGUGGAGUAGUAUAUGCAACUGAAGCUUGGACUGUAUGGGAGGAAUUAAAAGAAAGGUUUGACAAAGUUAGUGGUUCAAGAACCUUUGGCUUACAUAGAGAAAUAGCAACACUUGCACAAGGAACUGCAUCUGUGUCAAUUUAUUUUACCAAACUAAAAGGCUUGUGGAAUGAAUUUGAGUCCUUAAUUCCACCUCAUGGUUGCAAUUUGUGUGAAUAG
Molecule: messenger RNA, 618 nt
Organism: Lycium ferocissimum
Lineage: Eukaryota; Viridiplantae; Streptophyta; Magnoliopsida; Solanales; Solanaceae
Exons: 1
Coding region: 1-618 (205 amino acids)
Source: RefSeq, a predicted model, not a curated record